Molecule: messenger RNA, 375 nt
Organism: Mucor mucedo
Lineage: Eukaryota; Fungi; Mucoromycota; Mucoromycetes; Mucorales; Mucoraceae
Exons: 2
Biological process (GO): positive regulation of proteasomal ubiquitin-dependent protein catabolic process; protein phosphorylation; regulation of MAP kinase activity
Cellular component (GO): nucleus
Molecular function (GO): ATP binding; mitogen-activated protein kinase kinase binding; protein kinase activity
Source: RefSeq, a predicted model, not a curated record
CGUUACAGCGAAUCCGAGUGCAAGAGUUUAUUUUGGGACAUGCUAACAUCCGCCAUGGAUCGUCAUCAACGUCCCCAUGAUGGACCCAAAGAAAUGCAUUUGUUAUUUGACGCCAAUGACCGUAUCGGAGCGAUCCGAUAUAUAUCGUAUGAUGGUACCCAACGAGACCAGAUUGGAUUUGCUGGAACACCACAGUAUAUCCCACCAGAAUUAGUCAAUUGUCCCACUUACCAUAGUGAAUCCAGCCAUGUAUGGGGAUUAGGUAUCUCUCUUUAUCACAUGCUUGUAGGUGAUUAUCCAUUUGAAGAAACAACACAUGUCCAGACCUUUCGUCAAAUGCACUACUCAAACUUUAAGCUGCCCGAUACUUUAUCA